AUGUUGAAAAAAAUUAAUUAUUAUGAUCAUGAAUUAUCAAUUCGUAGUGCAAUAUGUGCUCGAUUAGAUUCGCCAUAUCUUUAUUUAAGAAAAUUUGUUAUUCUUUUGGAAUUUUCGGGUUCAGGUUAUGUUUGGAUUCCUUAUUCAAUAAUUAUGAUUGCACUUCAUUAUACAACAAUACAUGAAGCAAUGCAAUAUAUUUUACUUUUUACAGGUUUCAUGCUUGAUAUCGCUAUUAUUGGUACAACUAAAUUUUUUGUACGUCGUCCAAGACCAAUUGUUAAUCAUAAUGAUGUUCUAGCAAUUGGACCUGAUAAAUUUUCAUUUCCCAGUGGUCAUACAUCACGAGCUGUAUUUCUACUUUUUUAUUUUAUUCAAACAUCAUUUUUUAAACAUUUACCAUCUCCGUUUAUUAUUAUUUGGUUAAGUCUUGUUGUAGCUUCUCGUCUUGUAUUAGGACGUCAUUAUAUAUCAGAUGUUAUAGCCGUUCGAACAAAUUGUCAAAAUGAAACAUCAGAAACAGCAUUUGUUUAUCGACGUGUUUGUUAUUUUGCUAAUUGGGCAGCAAAACGACAUGAUAAUAUAAGUCGUUUAACUCCCGAAGAUAUUGAUCCAUUUUUAUGUACACAUAUUAAUUUUGCUUUUGGUAAAGUACUUGAAAGUUUAACAAUAGCACCUUAUGAAGAAGAUGAUUUAAAAGGAUGGACUGCAAGUUCGAAAGGCAUGUAUGAACGUAUAUUACAAUUAAAAGAAGUUAAUCCUGAUCUACGAGUUUUAUUGAGUAUUGGAGGAUGGACACAUGCAUCUCGUGGAUUUAAUGAUGUAUCAAAAAGUGCUAACAAUAUAAAAACUUUUGCAAAAAAUAGUAUGAAGUUUCUACGUGAUAAUAAAUUCGAUGGAUUAGAUUUAGAUUGGGAAUAUCCAGGUGCAAAAGAUCAAGGUGCAGAAUCACAUUCGAAAACUGGAUAUACAAAAUUAGUAAAAAAAUUAAGUCGUGUAUUUCAACAAGAAGCUAAAGAAACAGGAAAAGAAAAAUUAUUAUUAACAUGUGCUACAGCUGCUGCACGACAUCGAAUUGAAGCUGGUUAUGAAGUUGAAGAAGUUUGCAAAUAUUUUGAUUUUGUAUCUGUAAUGACUUAUGAUUAUCAUGGUAGUUGGGAUGGUAAAACUGGACAUAACAGCCCAUUGUAUGGAAUGCAUAAAGAAAGAAAAAAAUAUCGUGAAUGGAAUAUAAAUAGUUCAAUGGAAGUAUGGGUUGAAUUAGGUUGUCCACGAGAAAAACUUAAUAUUGGCCUAUCUGCAUAUGGAAGAGCUUUUUCAUUAUUUGGAGAAACUGGUAUGGGAAAUGGAAAAUUAAUUAUAAAGAAAAAAUCAUCAAUUGGAGUAAAAGCAAGUGCUGCUGAAGCCGGAAAAUAUACAAGAGAAGCAGGAGUUCUUGCUUAUUAUGAAAUAUGUGAAUUACUUGCAAAAAAUCCAAGUAAUCGUGUAUUUUGGCAUCGUGAAAUGAGUGUUCCAUAUGUAUCCAGUAAAUCAUUAUGGAUUGGUUUUGAUAAUGUUCGAAGUGUUACAUUAAAAAUGCAAUUUUUAAAAGAACAUGGUUAUGGUGGAGUAAUUAUAUGGUCAUUUGAUCUUGAUGAUAAAAUAGGUGACAUAUGUAAUGAAGGUCCAUUUCCAUUAUUUAAUGCAGCUAAACGUGAAUUAUUAAUUUUACCCGAUCAUUUAGCUAAUAUGAAUAAAAAAUGUCUUGAUGAUAAUUCAACAUUUUCAAUUGAUUAUCUUCAUUCUCAAUCGUUAUUAACAACAAUGAGUGAAAUAAAUAAUCGUAAUAAUGAUUAUAUUAAAGUUGAACUUGUUACAAAAUUAUUGAAACAUUUUCUACCAGAUGAUAAAUCAACACGUUUAUCAAGUGAUAUGGUUAAAUUAUUUACAGAAUUAAUAUUUACAUUUAUAAAUCAAGCAUUUAUACGUACAAUUCAUCAAGCAUCAUCAGAAGGAACAAUUCAAGUUGAUAUUCAACAUUUAGAAAAAAUUCUUAUGCAAUUAUUACUUGAUUUUUGA
This is a messenger RNA of Adineta steineri, 2058 nucleotides long. The record is from the annotation of a GenBank genome assembly. Lineage: Eukaryota; Metazoa; Rotifera; Eurotatoria; Adinetida; Adinetidae.